UGACAAAGAUUUGGCGGGAAACAUUUUCUGUGCGUAGUUAGUUCUUGAAGUAAAAAAGGCGGCCUCUAGUCGAAGUAACAGGCCACAAUGCAGGCGUUUCUGAAGGGAGGGAGCUCCGCUGGACUGAAGUCGAAGAAGGACAAAUCUUUGUCAGAUGCCAAACCAGGAUCCAGCAAAGAGAGAAGGCAGCCCAAUGCACCAUGGGUGGAGAAAUACCGCCCGCGUACGGUGGAUGACGUCGCCUUCCAGGAGGAAGUUGUGGCCGUUCUCAAGAAAUCCUUACAAGGAGCUGAUCUGCCCAACCUACUGUUGUAUGGACCUCCUGGUACAGGAAAGACUUCCACCAUCCUGGCUGCUGCAAGGGAACUCUUUGGACCAGCACUGAUGAAGCAGAGAGUUCUGGAGCUGAAUGCCUCUGAUGAGAGAGGUAUCCAGGUGGUUCGUGACAAGGUGAAGACAUUUUCUCAGCUGUCGGCAUCAGGAAUAAGGCCUGAUGGUCGUCCGUGCCCACCUUUCAAAAUCAUCAUCCUGGAUGAGGCAGACUCUAUGACAGGUGCAGCACAGGCAUCCUUAAGGAGAACAAUGGAGAAGGAGACUAAAACUACCCGCUUCUGUCUCAUCUGUAACUACAUCAGCAGAAUUAUUGAGCCGUUGGCCUCCAGAUGUUCAAAGUUCCGCUUCAAGCCUCUGUCAUCCGACAUCCUGCAGGCAAGACUCAAGCACAUCGCCGAGGCGGAGAAGGUCAAUGCUGAGGACAAGGCUAUAACUGCCCUGAUAGACACCAGUGAAGGAGACCUGAGGAAAGCCAUCACAUACCUGCAGAGUGCUCACAGACUGAAGGGGGAGGAUGCUGUCACAGAGAAGGACAUUCUGGAGAUCACUGGGGUCAUCCCAAAGGACAUGAUCACACAGCUGAUCCAGACCUGCUACUCUGACUCUUACGAAAAACUUGAGAAAUCUGUCAAGGAUCUGAAAGCAGAAGGUUACUCAGCAGGACAGGUCAUCUUGCAGAUCCAUGAUGAAGUAUUGCCCAGAGAAAACCUAACAGACAAGCAGAAGUCAGUCAUUGCUGAAAAAAUCGCAAUUUGUGACCAGCGGCUUGCAGACGGAGGGGACGAGUUUCUCCAGCUGAUGGACCUGACCUCCGUCAUGAUGCAGCAGUUCUGUCACCCCGGCAACUGACACAGCUAUCGCCAUAGCAACUGACACAUCUAUCACCAUAGCAACUGACACAUCUAUCACCAUAGCAACUGACACAUCUAUCGCCAUAGCAACUGACACAUCUAUCACCAUAGCAACCUUUAUGUAAUACAUGUAUCAAUAAGAACUCUUCCCUUUUUAUAGGCUGAAUUCUUCUUGGUAAGAUUUAUGCAGAAGGGAUAGACCAGACUUUGUGAAUACAAAUAUACAUGUUCUCCUUGUUUUCCAAAAUGUUUUGUGACAUUCCUUCUUGUAAUAAAAAGAGAGAGCACUCCUUG
This is a messenger RNA of Branchiostoma belcheri (Belcher's lancelet), 1478 nucleotides long. Its product is annotated as replication factor C subunit 4-like. Lineage: Eukaryota; Metazoa; Chordata; Leptocardii; Amphioxiformes; Branchiostomatidae. The transcript has 14 exons. The record is from RefSeq and is a predicted model, not a curated record. Gene Ontology annotation, molecular function: ATP hydrolysis activity; DNA clamp loader activity; ATP binding. Gene Ontology annotation, biological process: DNA-templated DNA replication; DNA repair. Gene Ontology annotation, cellular component: nucleus; DNA replication factor C complex. The coding region runs from base 88 to 1182 and encodes 364 amino acids.